Symbiodinium sp. CCMP2456 is the source of this 798-nucleotide messenger RNA. The record is from the annotation of a GenBank genome assembly. NCBI's taxonomy places the organism in Eukaryota, Dinophyceae, Suessiales, Symbiodiniaceae.
AUGAAGGAUCUGCUCGACCAAUCCGUUCGCGCAUCCCUCGACAGCUGUUCAGCGAACAUCUUCCAUCGCCGAAGCUCCCGGCCGUUCUCCACCUGGUAUGGUCCGCCGGUAGUCAAAGAUGCGGACAUCAAGAGGUAUGUGGAUUUGGUGCUAGCAGAUCCCAGGAGCCAAGUCAAUGAUCCCGCAGUGCCCGACUUUAUCGAACGUGAAGUCUACUUUGUGGUGGUUCGUUUCGUCUUGCAGAUGGUCCACUAUGCUUUUGGCAUCGUGGACCAGCGGGCUCUUUUUGGCCAGACUCUGUACAUGCUGCAGUAUCCGGAGAAGCAAAGCUCAGGUCUACAUCGGUCAGAUGUCGAGCUCACGCCCGAGAUGAUCAACUUCUUCAUGCGCGAGGUGGUCUUUCAAGCCAAAGGCGACACAGCCAUCAUCAACCCCGCUACCGACAAGAUCGUCUACAAGAACGCGGUUAAGUUUGCCUUGAGGCUGGUUCUUGAUAUGGUCUCCUCCGUACGACUUUCUGCCUGCGGGUUGCGAAUCCGCCUCGACGUGUCGGCGGAUCCCAAGACCGCAAGGAAAGCUCUCAAGCAGGGUCACCUGGACCUCGCACCCUUUGAAAAGUCUUGUGAGCCAUUGAUAGAAGACUUACUGUCUCAGCGAACCUUGCCUGUGCCGGGUGGGCUGCAGAAAGCUCUCUACAAGAACCUCUUGCGUACUCUGGCAUUUUGCGCCGCUGCAACUGUGAAGUCAUCAGAACUGGACAUCUUUGGGAUCUGUGUGGAUCCCAAGUUGGGUAGAUAA